Amoebophrya sp. A120 is the source of this 4268-nucleotide messenger RNA. Lineage: Eukaryota; Dinophyceae; Syndiniales; Amoebophryaceae. The record is from the annotation of a GenBank genome assembly.
AGAUCCCGCCGCGGUCGUUCUUUUUUUUUUGCGACAAUAAGAAAGCGCGCAGUGUAUGUGCCAGGCAAUAACGGAUUUUAAGCUCGCUCUGUAGAGGAAUGUGUGACGUUGAAAUUAUGCCGUUGAGCCGCGCUCCCCCGGAUCGCGUAACUACACUCGCGCGCCGCCGAGCUGCUCCCGUAUAGGAAGCGGCGCCACAGCGACCAUUGGUUUUCAGGAUAAAAAAGCCAUACUUCGGGAACUGCGGUAUACUCGUUCGUACUAGUUCGCGGCCGUGUGACAUAAUGUCUACUCCGGAGAUCAUUGGCCCCGCCGCUGGUGCUACAACCCGGUCACAGGAGAACGAGGACUCGAAAAUCCUCUGUGAGCCGGUUCCUGACGAGGAGGAUGUGUCCACCGAAGUCCCCUCCCUGGUCCCCGACGAGGACGAGCUUCCGCCGCUGCGGCGACGCACCAGCGAGUUUUCGCGGUCGAUGUCCAAGGAUUUUCCGGCGGUCACCGUGCAUAUUUUACCGGAGAAAGCGCAGAUAUUUUCCCUCUUCGAGUGCCACGAGGUGUACACUAUGGGGCGGGACAUGCUAAACGAGCAGGCAGACAGAAGAGAUAAAAAACCGAGUUCAACAACAACAUCUGGGCGGUCAUCCUCGUCUUCCAAAGGCAUAAGAACAACUUUGCAGCAACUCGGGAAUUAUCCUGUGCAAAAGUAUCGUAUUCGUAUUGCAGUCAUGCAUUACAAAUCUUUUUCUUAGGGUAAAUCCGCAUUACAAAUUUUAUUUCUCAUGCUGAGGAAAUUUGUAAUGCAUUUAUACGAGUGCGAUACUUUUGGAGUUCAUAGAAAUCAGCUUUUAAGCCUGAGCAGGAGCGCCAUGGAGCACCGGAGUAAGCUUCGGAAUCUCUCUUAUCAAAUGUAAAAAUGUCUGGGUCUGGAAGAUUGCAACUUGUCAUGCUGAAUCUGGAUCAUGCAAAAAUUUGUGUUGCAUGAUUACCAAAAGAUGGCCACUUUUGACCAGUUUGGCAGCGAGUUUCUCAUGCAGAAUAGGCAUGAUAGACACCUCACAGCGUUUGUCAUGCUAGGUGCUGCAUUCCAGGCCCCAUGGGUCAUGGAAAAACUGCAUCACAAAUCUUGCAUUCUUCCAGACCCAGACAUUUUUACAGUUGAUAUCUCUAGUCCCGAUCAAAAGACCAGAGAUAGCGCAUCAAGCAGUACCGCCCUAAAUUCAAGUACUGUCCCCGAUGGACCCGGCUCCGGCACGACAAGCAGCAGUACGACCGCUACUACAGCUUCCACCUCGUUUCAGUUUCUGCACUACGCGCACUAUUUCCGGGCGCAUUUUCUCUCCUGUUCCGCGGUGUCCCACCCGUGCAAAACUAUCAUCACCGCGUUUCUGAUCCUCCUCUACACGGUCAUCGCCUACAUUCCGUUCGGCGUGGGGAAAAAGUUCGUGACCACGAUGACGCCCUACACGCUCCCCCCGAUGAUGGGAUCGCUGGACGCGCGGAUGUACGCAUUCUGCAAAUAUGUCUUGGUCGGGAAGAUGAGUGCGAUACUUGUCCUAUGCUGGUGUGGCAUGACGCUGCGCUCUGUAUUGCGUGGCCACGAUGAAGAGCUCCUCCCGUCUGUCAUGUAAGAACGCUGUUUCUCAUGCGGGCUACGCAAGAACACAGAGCCACGGAAAAACCUGUCUUGCUUCGCGGUGCAUUGCAGUGUGCUAUGCUAUUCGCUGACAUGCAUUACAACUUUCCAGGCCCGGACAUAUUUGCACUCGAUAGGAUGUGCCGGGUGCGGGCGGAGUUGCUGAAGAACGCCCACGGGACGGUGUUGGACUUCGGCGCGGGGUCCGGUGUGUACAUGAAGUACUGUUUUCCGAAAACGGAGAAAAACCAGUUCGGGCAGGACGGGAACAAGGCGAAUUUCGUCCACAAGUACAUCGCGCUCGAACCCAAUUUGGAAAUCGCCGCGCAGUUGAAGAGGCAGUCGGAGAAACUGAUCCGCGAGUGCGAGGAGCUCCUGGGGCCGCAACGAGCGGUGUCCAUGCCGGCGAAGGCGGUGUCCAGCAUCCCGCCGGCUGGAAAAAGACUCGGAGUUGUCGCAGACGAUAUUUCGACCGGGGUUGCGAAAGUGGACACCAUCACAUCAUCUUCACCACCAUCAGAGUUAGAAAGGGCAGCAGAAGGUGAAGGAGCGCAUCUUCAUGAGAAAAAUAAAUUUUCCAUUCCACCGCGCAAGAGCUCGGACCCGGAGCUGUUUGGAGGUUCAUUCGGAAGUCAUUUUUUACCCUCGAGAAGAACCCUGCUGUCCGAAACGGAAACUCCCUCGUCCCCUACCUCUUCCGCCUGUUCACCGAAGCUGCCCAACGCGACGGCGCUCCGCCGCACCAUCACCGAGAGCACCACGGCGAGCAGCACGGAUUUUUCGCUUCCGAAACUCCAGAAACCCCGGCCAAGCUCAUUCUCGGUUCAAACCGAGGAUUUGUUUCCUACAACGCACGAUGUCAGCGACGUAGAGGAGGAGGAGCCACUUUUGUUCCGGACGGAUAGCGUUUCCUCGUGGAAUAAAGUCACUAGUGGCCGGGGUGGCAGAAGUAGUCCACCCGCAGGAGCAGCUCCUGCAAGCCCGAUCCAAGAUCAGUACGGCAUUCAAAAAUCUAACAAUCCGAUGAAGCUCGAGCGGACGACGAGUGCUGUGAGUUCGUCGUCCACGACGAUUCGAAGACGCGUUUCCACAACGUCCAGCCGGGCGACGGCACCAGAAGACUACGCUCUGGACGACGAAAUGGUGGCCGGCGGCGUGGACGAGAAGGAGGACUUCUACCCGCGAAAAGAACAACAUCAGCUCGAUUUAUUUGAAAACAGCAACAAUGAUGAAAACGUGCAAAACGACAAGAAUUAUGAUCCGAGGGCGUACAAUAGGAGUAUGUUUGAGGAAAAUAAGAAUAUCAAAUCCAACUCCAACACCUUCACUACCUCCCUCGGCACCUUUCCGCGCCGGAGGAUGCUGAAACACAUCCCGGAGGUCGAAGUUGUCACGGAAUACCUGCAAGAGUACGCGAAGCGGAUCCCGGAGAACAGUAUCGACUACAUUUUACUGGGCAACGCGCUCUGCAUGGUAGACGACGUGGAGAAAAUUUUGCAAGAUUUGAAACGGUUGCUCAAACCGGAGACGGGCCGGAUUUUCUUCUCCGAGCACGUGGCGGCGCUCCCGCGGAACUCCUGGCGCCGGAAGCGCCAGGACUGGCUCAACCCGUGGUGGGCGCGGGUCAGCGACGGCUGCAACUGCAACCGGGACUCGCUGUCCAGCAUGGCAAGCGUGUUCGGGAAGGAUUUCGACCUCGUCAGUUUUGAGAUUGACAGCUGCGGUACGUGUCCCUGGAACGCUUUGUUUCAGGUAGGAUUGGGGCGGAAGAAGUAGAAAGGUCGUGUGUAGGAAAAACUUGUUUAUCCACAUGGAGUAAGUAGUAGAUGACAGUUUGUUGUAUAGUGCUGUAAAAAUCUUAGUCUACUCCGUGAAGGUCGUACCUACUACUAGGUCGUGCAGUUGUAGUUCCGCUCAUGACGGAGAUGUUGAUAUUAAGACUUUUUUGGAUUGCAGAUUGUAGGCCGUGUGGCCUCCGACGGGUCGUGCACGCGCUUACCUAAAUGCCAUCUUCAUAUUAGCACGCAGAUGAUCACGUCGCACACGAGUUUCAGCAAAGCACUAGUCGGUUAGACUGCUUGUUGGAGCGUGUGCAAGAUCGAGUUUGUCCAAGAAGAGUACCGCUAAAUGACUCUUCCAUGAUGUUUUCUUCGAUUUACACUAUGAAAAGCCUACCCAGCACCUCCUCAAUUGUAUAAUUUUUUUUGGAAUAUACGUAAUGGCGCAAAAAAGUCCAGUGGUCCAAGACGGGAGGUUAAUAUUCCAAUCUACCUAGUAGCGCACGACCUUAUUUUCGUGAAGACGGUGGCCCCACACUAUUACAUUUGUUGGGAGAUCAUGAAACUGUUUCGAACUUUUAACUGUAUUUGUUUUGGUUCAGGCGGUACAAAGCAAAAAUGAAUCCGUCUCGCAAUACUGAGCAGCUGCAGAAGUAAAGCGGCAGUUUGUCCUCGUAGCCACCUCGAGCACGUGUUCCGGUCUCCUGUUGAAAUCGUUUUUCCUCCAAUUUUGUUUGAAAAGCCGCAUCUUCCCUGCGCCAGAAGAAUGUCGAGCGCUGAACUAGAAUUGCGUAUUUUCAAUAGCACGUCGCAGCGGUUUGUAAAUACUGUCUUACGAUCCACCACUACAUCAAAAA